Malassezia pachydermatis is the source of this 1422-nucleotide messenger RNA. RefSeq lists its product as hypothetical. Gene Ontology annotation, biological process: positive regulation of transcription elongation by RNA polymerase II; transcription elongation by RNA polymerase II. Lineage: Eukaryota; Fungi; Basidiomycota; Malasseziomycetes; Malasseziales; Malasseziaceae. Gene Ontology annotation, cellular component: Cdc73/Paf1 complex. Gene Ontology annotation, molecular function: RNA polymerase II complex binding. Bases 1 to 1422 code for a protein of 473 amino acids. The transcript is spliced from 3 exons. The record is from RefSeq and is a predicted model, not a curated record.
AUGGGCGACGCGGUCGGAUCGCUGGAUCCUCUCCUGAGCCUUCGCGCCUCUCUUUGCGCAUCAGCCGAUGCGCCGCUUCAGCACAUCCAACUACGCGAUACCGAUGGCGCUGUCGUCGACUCUGUGAAGGACGCUGCUUCGGUUGUCAUUUUGCACGUGGAUGCCACCACCCUGCAGGUAUCCGAUGCCGCGCCGGAACAAGUGUAUCCCGCUGGAACACCUACACGAAUCCUACGUACGCAUGAUACCAAGGCACGGGAGGGCGGUGCGCCGACACCCGAGUCUGAGCCUGAGGCAUUCAUGUCCAUCGCAGCUCUCGUCUUUGCCGUGCAGCAACGCGACGAGCGAACGGGUGCAUACUUGCGCAGUGCUACUCUUGCACAAAUGACACCUCUACCAGCUCUAGAACGUCCAGCUGUACUCGAGUACCUGCUUGGGAAGCGCGAGGUCUGGGACGGUGUUGUACCGCUACCCGGAACUGGGGAAGACGCUACCGCACCCAAUGGCACAGCGCCUUCAGCCGCCUCCGCGUCCACAGCUCAGCCAGGCACUGAGGCUCAAACACAUACCACAAAGCGGGUAUAUGUACCGGAUGCAGAGGAUGCAGAAUUUGUACGCCGUUUACGGUCCAAGUACGAAGUUGUCUUGCUGGAACGUGACGAUGCUUUGCGCGGGUCGCAUUGUACAGAGGCGGACGACGUGGCGCCUGGAACACGCUCCUCGUCCGACUUAUUGGGCCUGCGCAAGCAGCUUGCACCGCAGCUAGAGGCUGCGAAGCGCCGUAUGUCAUCGUCAGCCAAGGCCGCGACGUCGUCUUCCGCCAAAAAUCCACCGACGAGUGCUCCAGCCAAUGCAGCUCGCAAGUCUCGUGCGCAAGACCCCAUCAUUCUCUUGUCAAAUUCCCCUACUGCCCUUGUCAAUAUGUUUAAUGUCAAGGCCCUCUUGCAAGAUGGCGUCUUCGUCCCGCCCGAAGAAGCUCGACAACAAGCGAAUGGCUUAGCGGAAUUGGUCGUUACCAUUCGAGCACCCUCGUCAGAUGAGAGUAGCUCUACCGGCCAGACUGGCUCUCUCACGCGCCGUAUCCUUGUGGUGGACAAUGCAGAGGCUGUGAACCGACUCGGCAAUGGUCCCCCUGGCAGCGCCCAGGAUCCAUGGAAUCGUGUGAUUGCUGUUUUUACCACGGGUCAGGCGUGGCAGUUCAAAUCCUACCGAUGGACCGACCCGCGUGAUCUAUUCCGAAAUGCUAUGGGUGUCUAUGUGCGCUGGAACAACGAAGCCCCAAGUGCUCAGGUGAAGGAUUGGAACGUAACCCAGCUCCAGGUGGACCGAACGAAGCGGCAUACAGACAAACAGCUUGUCGCCUUUUUCUGGCGGUCGCUGGAUAGCUGGGUGCAACGGAAAAAGCCGCGCUUGCAACUAUGA